Molecule: messenger RNA, 5547 nt
Organism: Acipenser ruthenus (sterlet)
Lineage: Eukaryota; Metazoa; Chordata; Actinopteri; Acipenseriformes; Acipenseridae
Product: sodium- and chloride-dependent transporter XTRP3-like
Exons: 11
Coding region: 64-1857 (597 amino acids)
Biological process (GO): sodium ion transmembrane transport
Cellular component (GO): plasma membrane
Molecular function (GO): L-proline transmembrane transporter activity
Source: RefSeq, a predicted model, not a curated record
GAAAAGGUGAGACCCAGAAGAGACACAGACAGUUCCUGGUAACUUUACCCUCAGAGUUCAGCGAUGGUGGAGGAUUCGAGACCAUCAUGGGAAAAUCCCAUGCAGUUUGUGCUGGCGUGUGUGUCCUAUGCAGUGGGACUGGGCAAUGUCUGGCGCUUUCCGUAUCUCUGCCAGAUGCAUGGUGGAGGUGGAUUUUUAAUUCCCUACCUGAUUAUGUUGGUGGUCGAAGGAUUACCUUUGUUUUACCUUGAACUAGCCAUUGGACAACAUAUGCGCCAGGGGAGCAUUGGAGCAUGGAGCGCCAUUAACCCUUACAUGGGGGGAGUGGGUAUAGCAAGUGUGGUCGUGUCCAUCUUUCUUACUAUCUACUACAAUGUGAUUAACGCCUGGGCCUUUUGGUACCUUUUUCAUUCAUUUCAGGGUACCCUGCCCUGGGCAGAGUGUCCUCUCAGCAGUAACCUCACCACAUACGUUCCAGAGUGCGAGAAGAGCUCUUCUACCGAUUACUUCUGGUACAGGGAGACCUUAAACAUCAGCUCCUCCAUCGAGGAUCACGGGGGCAUUCAGAUGGGGCAAGCCCUGUGUCUGGUCCUGUCCUGGAUGGUGGUGUACCUCUGUGUGCUCAGAGGAACCGAAGCCACUGGAAAGGUGGUGUAUUUCACAGCAACAUUUCCAUACUUGGUAAUGAUCAUCUAUUUGAUCAGAGGAGUUACUCUGCAUGGUGCUCUGAAUGGGUUGAAGUACAUGUUCACACCCAAGCUUUCUGAUCUUGCAGACCCUAAAGCCUGGAUCGACGCAGCCACUCAGAUCCUGUUCUCUCUGGGUCUCGGGUGUGGGAGUCUCAUAGCCUUCGCCAGCUACAACCACCACAACAACAACUUCGAGAAGCAAGCUAUUGUGGUGUCACUGAUCAACAGUGCGACUUCCAUAUUUGCCAGCCUGGUCACCUUCUCUAUCUAUGGAUUUAAAGCAACAUUCAAUUACGAAAGCUGCUUAGACAGGACGCAAUUGCUGCUAAUAAACACCUUUGAUUUGACAGAGGACUCCAUAAAACCAGAUAAUCUGGAUGACUGGAUUUCACACUUAAACGCAAGCUUCCCGGAUAAGUUUGCCACAAUAUCUUCCCAAAUCGAAGGCUGUGACUUGGAGUCAGAGCUAGACACGGCUGUUGAAGGGACUGGCCUGGCGUUCAUCGUAUAUAGUGAAGCCAUUAAGAACAUGGGGCUGUCCCAGCUGUGGUCAGUGCUGUACUUCUCCAUGCUGUUGAUGCUGGGGAUUGGGAGCAUGCUGGGGAAUGUAGCUGCCAUCAUUACCCCACUCCGGGACUCCGCUUUCCUCACCAGGCAUUUCCGAAAAGAAACAUUAAUAGGGAUGAUGUGCCUGUUCUGUUGUCUUGUUGGACUCUCUUUCACUACCAGAUCAGGAAACUACUGGUUUACCAUUUUUAACGACUAUGCUGCUACAUUUUCUCUGCUCUUCAUAGUCCUCAUUGAAAUCAUAACCAUCUGUUACGUCUAUGGACUGAAAAAGUUUGAAAAAGAUAUUGAGUUGAUGAUCGGACAUCGACCACACUGGUACUGGAAAAUCACCUGGUCUGUCGUAAGCCCAGUUCUAAUUAUAGGGCUAUUCAUAUUUUAUACAGCAGAUUACAUCAUGGGCGGAACACCAACAUACCAAGCAUGGGACUCAAACCUGGGUAAAACGGUAACAAAGGAAUACCCCCCUUACGCCCAGGCGGUCAUUGGGCUUCUUCUGGUGACCUCCAUGAUAUGUGUCCCUUUGGUGGCGCUCAUCACUUUCAUCAAAAAAAAGAAGGAACAGGCGAAGGAAAGCAAGAUAAUCACCACAGCUACUUAAGAGACCCACUCCUGGGACUACGAGGGCAAAAGGCACUUUUCUUCGGAAGCACUGCAGCAUGUGGGAUCCAUUCUGUGCAAAGACCCUAACAGGAGACCCCUCUGUGUUCAAGAACAAGGUGUCUGCGUAACCACCGAAGGCCUUGCUUCGACUUCACCAGUAUUGCUCCUAUCACCUCCUACCCCUCCUUCUCAUUUGACUUUCCAGCAUCCAUUAGAAAACAUAUUCUGAGGAAGGCUCAGAUAUUCAUUAUUUUACUCUGUAGAAGAGAAAAACUGUUCCUGCUGGGUGUGGUAUGAUUUUAUUAUUAUUAUUAUUAUUAUUUAUUUCUUAGCAGACGCCCUUAUCCAGGGCGACUUACAAUCGUAAGCAAAUACAUUUCAAGUGUUACAGUACAAGUAAUACAAUAAGAGCAAAUUUUAAGGGUGAGAAGGAUUUAUUUGAGAAGGAUUAGUCUUUACUGUAAUAACCCUGUUAAAACAAAAUGCUAUGUAAACAACACUGUGAUGAAGGCAAUCCUGUUCCCUUUCAAGUUUUAGGUGAUCAAUAGCGACAUCAUACAAUAUUAAGGUAGCUUAAUUUUAGUUUAUUACUAUCAUAGUGUAUACAUGAUGUCUGUUUUGUUUCUAGUUUUCUUCUAUAGUCAGUCAUACAGAAUCAACAAUUUUCAUUCAUUAUGUUAUGCACAUCUCCUGGGAAUACUGUGCCAUCUUUCAGACCUGUGCCUCCUGUCAGUUCUCUUGUCAAUUCAAUGCUUGUCUUCUUUCUAUUCCUUACGGAUAGUCUCUUCAAGUAUUGCUCAUCCUUGUUAGAUAAGCAUUUCUGGGUCUUCCAGUCCUGGGUUUGUCAGUUACAAAUUAUGUUUCUCUGUACUUGUUGCUUCAGCUACCACACCUUGAAAAUCGAGUGAUGCGAGCUAUUUCACUCAAUGUUUUUCCUUCUUAAUGCAAGUCAAGGUUGUUACAAUAGUAGACAACACUAGUGGAGGCUUUGAUUAAAUUGUUGAUGCUCAUAAUGCAUCAGACUAGAACAAUACAACAUGUCUAGACUUUUGCACAGCAGUGGACAUAAUGCAAAGUAAUACAUAUUAAAAAGGCCUUAAAAUCAAAGCCCAUGUUCAACACUGGUUGUCAAUCAUAGUCUUCAAGUACCACUAAACCGUCUGUGUUUCAGAUAGGGAUUGUCUGCAGAUUGCUGUGUACAAAGCAUGAUCCCUGUAGCUGCAGAUCAUUUAGUCUGUGCACUGGAAAACACAUUUUUUAUAUUUAAUUCCUAUUUGAACCAAAAACCUGGAAAGUUUGGGUAACUUGAGAUUGUGGGUUGACGUGACUUAAAUAAAAUAUAACUUUAUUAAGGGCAUUCCUUAGCAGUUUGGUAUGCAGUUCUAUUCUCUUGCAUUUGUCAAGCACUGUGUGAGUGUGUGGAGAUUCCAGGUAGAGGUCUUCAGGGGUCCAAAUUAAUCAACCUGACCCGACCCAACCCGAUGUAAAAUUCUUGGCAUUAGACCCGGAUCCGACCUGGCCCAAAAAAACAGCGGAACGCAUUUCUUUUCCCCAGCUUAGUGUAUGCACUGACUAGAUACAGUAUUAAAUCACUGUUUUUUUCCAGUCAACCUGGAGAUCUGACUGAACCACACACAGUGUUUAUUCCAUCAUGAACCUACACAGAGGACUGUAAAAUUAAAUAUGUUUGUCUGUGUAAAAGAUACAAAGAUAAAUACGUUAUCUGAAAAUCAAAUGAACUGAUGUACGAUCUUGUAAAUUGCGUGAUUUUAUUACAAACUUUUAUGUGCUACUGGGGGAAGCGAAUCCAUGCAACAGGAAUUAUGAACAAUUAAUUUUAGUACCAAAGACAGCCUCUUUUUAUUAUUAUUUGUUUUUUUUAGCAGACGCCUUUAUCCAAGGCGACUUACAGAGACUAGGGUGUGUGAACUAAGCAUCAGCUGCAGAGUCACUUACAAUUACGUCUCACCCGACAGAUGGAGAACAAGGUUAAGUGACUUGCUCAGGGUCACACAAUGAGUCAGUGGCUGAGGUGGGAUUUGAACCGGGGACCUCCUGGUUAUAAACCCCUUUUGUUAACCACUGGACCACACAGCCUCCUACAUACACGCUUAUCUUUAAUAGUAAUCGACAGUUUGUGUAUUACUGAGUAAACAAAAUCGGACCCGAUUUGCGUGAUAAUUUUGCACCCGAAAACCCAUUCAGUACGGGUCGGGUCUCAAGUCCUCAGGUCCGGGUAGACCUGUGAAGACCUCUAAUUCCAGGUGCUUUAUCAUCAUUGCUGCUGGGGGGAGUAUUUCUGGGGUGUGUUAUGUUUCAGUGUUUAAAAUGUGGCCUUGUAAGAGACAAACGAUAAACUGUUCUAGAGCUAGUUUUCACUAAAAUUAUCACUUUCUGUUUGACUAGAAUACAGAAAAACUGAAUAAAAAUUGUACAUACGCACCGACGCUUAUCAAGGUGAAAUCCCUGAGCCUUCUGGGAAUUUACAUUCCUCCUUAUGCUUGUGCCAAGAAUACUUCUGUGAUUACAAAGCAACAUGGGGUGUCCAGUUUAGCCUGAUACUAACAUGGAAAAAAACUGGCCAUUAUUUUUCGUUUUCUUAAUAUAUUUCAGUUAGCAUUGUGGCCACAUACGUAUUUCAUUAUACAAUUUAUAAUAAAUAUAGUAUAGCUGGCAGAAAUUAAUUUUCAGAUGCUGAAAUUGAGAUGUAGAAACGUGCAUCUAGUACACCUUUGUUUUCAUACAUAUGAAAUAAAAUAAAAAAUGGGUUUAUCUUUUUGUCUUGUUUUGUCUUGUGUGACCUUAUUUGUGCAGAAAAUGGAGACAUGACAAAAGAAUUUCAUUAGAAACAAGCUUGAUCCUGCAUAUAGCCCACUAUGAAAGACAUCCACAGCCUGCAAAAUAGCAUCUCACAACAACUGUCGAUAGUUUCAUCAAUCUAGACAAGAGGUUUGGGUACUACUAUAUACAUAUUAUAUGACUUAUAUUCACAGCAUGAGGAAUAGUUUCCUUUAAAUGUUGUUAAAACUACUUGAACACAAUCAAUUCCAUUUUAAAAUUGAAGUCUUUGUCAAAGCCCUAGACUGAUACCAAAUACUCGUACUAUAACAUGUUUCAUAUCAUCUGGUUAACAAGAAUAAUAGAUGGUUUAACAAAUCCAGAUCAGCGCUAAUCUUGGUGGACUACCUACUGUGAGUUAGUCCAAGACUAGUGGUCUGUGAAAUCAAAUGAUAGUGUUAUAUGCAAGAUGGGUUUAAAACAGGCGUAGGUCACGCACAAAAUUAGUUUGGUGGUUUCAGCCUAGCCAUUAAAGAGGAAGUAGUGGGGUUCCAAAAAAUAUAGUUAUACAUCCCAACAUGUUGCGACAACUGUUUAAUAACGUACCUGUUUCUUUAUGCAAUAUCACUAGUUUCCACAUCGCAUUUUCUUAAUCCCAAAACCAAAGAGAGCCAUUUCCAAUUAGCGUAAAGGGCACAGAGAAGUUUCGCAGGAGUAAGACAGAUGGGAGGGGCAUCUCUGCAGCCUGGACCCUCCAGCGGUGCAGUCAUGAGUGCACAGGUUGUAAUAGACGUCUUUAUUGUACGCAACAAUAAAGUUUGUUUGUGUUUAAUAGUUCAUUCCCCCCCCACUUUGAAUUCAGUGGUUUUAUUUCCUUGUUUGUUAGUCUGCUAAAUGUCUAUAAUAAUGU